Amaranthus tricolor (Joseph's coat) is the source of this 682-nucleotide messenger RNA. RefSeq names its product protein RSI-1-like. The record is from RefSeq and is a predicted model, not a curated record. The transcript has 3 exons. The coding region runs from base 106 to 387 and encodes 93 amino acids. Lineage: Eukaryota; Viridiplantae; Streptophyta; Magnoliopsida; Caryophyllales; Amaranthaceae.
CUUUCUUUAUACUUCUACUUCACCCACUUACCAAAUCUCUUUCCACUUCUGCAUUUUAUUUUUAUUAUUAUUAUUAUAAUCAUAUUUUUGAAGAGAUUUGGGAUAAUGGCUGCUCGUUCAUACUUCAACAUUUUGUUUGUUAGUCUACUCAUUUUGGUCACCUUUUCCCAUGUUAUUGAGGGGUACAAUCGCCUCCAUCCAGCAGAUUGCAGGCCAAGAUGCAACUAUCGUUGCUCAGCAACAUCACACAGGAAGCCAUGCAUGUUUUUCUGUCAAAAGUGCUGCUCCAAAUGCCUGUGCGUACCAGCUGGAACAUACGGCAACAAGCAAUCUUGCCCUUGUUAUAACAACUGGAAGACCAAAGAAGGAGGCCCUAAAUGCCCUUAAUUUUUCUUCCUUUUUUAUUUUUAUCAAAUUAUUACUUUCUUAAUUAAUUAGUGAUCGAGCUAUUAUAUCGAUCCUAUAUAUGUACUUCUACCAAUACCACUUUUAUUUUCAUUUCUUCAGUUAUUUUGUUGCUAGUUAUGAUUUUUCAAGCAAUAUAUAUAUUCAUAUUUAAGUAUUUCAUAGAUCACUACAAAAAAAAAAAAUAAUAAUAUUCUGUUGCCAAAUCAGAAUUUGGUGACAUUUAUCGCCAUAGUCAAUAUUGACGCCAAAAAUGGUGACUCGCCAUCUAUAAAUG